Cannabis sativa is the source of this 975-nucleotide messenger RNA. RefSeq lists its product as uncharacterized. NCBI's taxonomy places the organism in Eukaryota, Viridiplantae, Streptophyta, Magnoliopsida, Rosales, Cannabaceae. The record is from RefSeq and is a predicted model, not a curated record. Gene Ontology annotation, molecular function: zinc ion binding; nucleic acid binding. The transcript is spliced from 2 exons. Bases 1 to 975 code for a protein of 324 amino acids.
AUGGUGGAUUCGGUGACAAAGGAGAGGGACAGAUUGAGUUAUCCUAAGGUUCUAAUUGAAGCUAGGAUGGAUCAACAUUUUCCUGGUUUUAUUGAGUUUGAGAAUGAACAUGGUUUCAAUAUUCAGGUGGGUAUUAAAUAUGAGUGGAAACCUGUGAUUUGUACGCACUGUUCGGGGUUAGGCCACACAGUGGAAGAAUGCAGGAAGAACACUAAAGGUAAACAAGAAUGGAUUGUGAAAGAGGAGAAGAGGCUGAGUGUGAAGAAGAUAGAUGAAGAUUGCUUCAUGGAAGUGUCAAAAGGGAGUAAAGCAACAGCAAGAAAGGGUACAACAGAAGUUGUGAUUGUGGAAAACUCAUUUCAGGUGUUAAAUAUGCAUAAUGAGUUGCAGAAUGAUGAGGUUGGAGUAGUAGGGGACCAAUCCGAAGAGGUUGAUUUUUUUAGCCUCCUUGAGACAAGAGUCAAGGCUCCUAAACUUGGGAACUUGUACUCUAAUGUGUUUGCGGGAUGGUGUUUCUCUUCAAAUAUUGCUUGGCAUGCGGGAGGGAAGAUUGUUAUAGCAUGGAAUCCUUUGAGAUUCAUAGUGGAUAUUAUUACACGCACAAGUCAGCUUAUGCAUCUAAAAGUCAUUACCAUGGAUGGAAUUUUUGAUAGUUAUUUGAAAGUGAUAUAUGCAUCAAACAACAGAAAUGAGAGGAGGGAACUUUGGAAAGAUGUAAUUGAGUUGAACCCAAAGGGGAGGUGGUGUAUGAUGGGGGAUUUCAAUGAGAUCCUCUCUAAGGAAGAGAGAAUUGGGAAUCGAGUUAGAAGCUCUCCUGAUGAAGAGUUUCUAAAUUGUGUGAAUCAAUGCCAAAUGGAGGAUGUGAAGUAUAGUGGUAAUUUUUUUACAUGGUCAAACAAGCAACAUGGAGAAGAUAGAAUUUAUUCUAAAAUUGAUAUAAUCCUAGCUAACCAGGCUUGGUUGAGUUUCUUAUGA